Molecule: messenger RNA, 1509 nt
Organism: Aspergillus sclerotioniger CBS 115572
Lineage: Eukaryota; Fungi; Ascomycota; Eurotiomycetes; Eurotiales; Aspergillaceae
Exons: 1
Coding region: 407-1369 (320 amino acids)
Source: RefSeq, a predicted model, not a curated record
AGUUGACACCCAGUCCACGAAUUUGACCCAUCAGGCUCUCUCCUCCAUGCAUGCCGGGUUGAAUUAGGCUGGGGAGACCAAGUGAAGAUCUUCUUCCGUCCCAUAUCCAAGAGCCGCAGCGAAGGUCUCCCAUGCAGCUGCAGCCCCGUUAGUGGGAUAUAAUCCUUUUCGCCUUCAUCAUAAGUAGUGCUGGUUCCUCGCUACCCCCCGGCGUUGUCGUAUCGGUCGUUAAUUCUCGGCUUCCAGCUCCAUGCAACAAUGGAAUGAACCAAACCAAUCCAGAGAAAAAAAAAUAUCAGUCAAUCAUUUACCCGAGUUAAGAUACUUCACUCUCGUAUCGUGCCGUAUAAUUUCUAGACUUGUGUGCAAUUUCUGCCUCUCCAACCACAGACAGACCAUCGCCACCAUGUCGAAGAUGAACUCGCUCUCCAAGGCCCUGGAGAAGGUCAAUCUCAACGAUGCCGCCAAAUCAACCAGCAAAGCCAAACCCCAGAGGAAAAAACAAGCCCGAAAGGGUCCCGUGGAGCCAUUUCGCUUCUUUGACCUCCCCUCAGAAAUUCGUCUACGCAUCUACGGCUUCGUGCUCUUCACGCCCCGGCGCAGACGCACCCCACGAACCACCGGCAAUGUAGGCGCCUCAUCCAAACGAAACCCCCCGCUCUCUCCCACUUCGCACCGAGUCGCCCUGUUCCUAACCUCCCGGCGCAUGCACAAUGAAGCUUCCGAUUAUUUCUACGCCACCCAGACCUUCCGUCUGUUUCAUAUCCAGGAUUACUCGCGCAUGCCGACCAUUCGCGCCAUCGCGCCCCAGUACCGCCCCUCUAUUGCCACCAUCGAAUUAAUCUUGGGUUCGAGCUGGACGGCACCACCCCGCGAAUGGACCGUCACCCGCAGUCUGGGUCUGGAGGAGAUGGUCCGGAUCCGCACCUUCAAGGUGUUCAUCGAGUGUGACCCGUCGCAUCCGGUAUUCGAGGGUUUCCGGGUCUCCAAGGACUACUAUACAGAUUUUGCGGGCGAUCUGCUGAGCGAGGUGCUGUCGAAACUGCCAAAUCUGGAAUAUGUCGAGUUUGAUGCGUGGCCGUCGGUGCGGAAGAGCGGGGCGCUGAUGAAGCGGUUGAUGGAGGAGGUCAGGACAGCGGGGAGGAAAAUUGCCUGGGGACCUGAACGCGGCUGGACGGAUUACGAUGGAGAGGAAUUCAGUGACGAUGUGUACGGCAUUAAGGCGCAUGAGAAGGCGCAAGAAAGGGCGCAACAGGAGAAGGCUCAGCUGAUAAAGGCUCAAGAAGAGGCAAGGGAAUUGGCCCGCUUGAAUGGGUUCUCACCGCAGACGCUGCCGGUGCCGCUACUGAGCCCGUACCUUUAUGAUUGAUCUACGAUGCUAUGAACACGAUGCUGGGUUUGGAUUAGUUUUACAUCUGCGGGACGGCGCGGGGUUAUGAUUCCACGUUUCUGGGCUAUGCUUACAAUAGAUGUAUAUAUAUCAACUAUAUAGAUGAUUUAGAGGAUAGG